UUAAAAUCCACCCCUCUCAUCUAACCUCUGUCAUUUUUUUAAGAAAAAGAUCGCUAGUUAUCGGUGUCCGACCCAACCCCCUGUCGGCGGAGCCUGAGUUAGCUGUGAGGUGGACGACACGAGGACCUUCGUUCCACCACCACCACCACCUCGAGAAGAUGAUUGUAAGAUGCUCCGCCGCUUCGCCUCUCCGCUUCUCCUCCGCCGCCGCCGUACCGCGGUUCACACCGCAUCCCAUUUCAUCUCCCCCGUCUCAAGCGACACCGGUUCCGACUCGGACGAUGCACUGGACCUCCAGACCCCGUGCCACCUGCGCGCCGCCCCCUACGACUUCGUCAGAAUCCUCUCUGCGGCCGCCAAAUCUUCGUCUAUUGCGACUGGACAGCAGACGCAUACCGCCGUCAUCAAGCUGGGCCUGGCUUCCAACCUCUUCAUCACUACCGCUCUUCUCGAUGUGUACUGCAAGUGCAGGAGAAUUUCCGAGGCGCAACGGUUGUUCGAAGAAAUGCCCAAACGAAACGUAGUCACGUGGAAUGCUCUGAUCCACGGCCAUUCGCAGUCCGAAAUCCCAAUCCUCGCCAUACGAGCUUUUGUGCAGAUGGUUUCUCAAGGGAUUUUUCCGAGCCCGUCUACCGUGUCGAGUGUUUUAGUGGCUUGCUCCCGGUCAGGGGUUCUGGGUUAUGGAAUGAUGCUGCACUGCGUUGGUUUCAAGCAUGGGUUUUGCUCGAAUGUGGUGGUGGGGACGGCAUUGGUGGAUAUGUAUUCGAAGUGCUGCGAUAUGGGCGUGGCCAGGAGAGUGUUUGAUGAGAUGGACGAGAGGAAUGUGAUCACUUGGACCUCACUGGUGACUGGAUAUGUGCUGCAACGAAGACCUUAUGAUGCCAUGCUGUUGGUCAGAGAGAUGAGGCAUCUCGGUGUUCGAUUGAAUAAGGUGACUUAUAACAGCCUCCUUAGCUCGUUCUCGAGGCCUGAAGAUUUGGUUCAUGGAAAGCAAGUCCAUUGUCUUGUGCUACGAGAAGGUUUAGAGGCCGAUCCUUACAUUGCAGUCACCCUUGUAACCAUGUACUCAAAAUGUGGCAGUUUGGAGGAUUUUGUAAAGGCUUAUCCCACUGUCUCAAGACAGGAUCAGAUAUCUUGCAACUCAAUCAUUGCAGCAUUUUCUCAUCUGGGAGAUGGCAAGGAAGCAAUUGAAAAGUUCCUCAAAAUGAGAAGGGAAUGCAUCGAUACAGACUUCUUCACCUUCGCAAGCGUCUUGAGAGCUAUAGGAAUGCUUUCUGCUCUUGAAGAGGGUAAGCAAAUCCAUACUCUCGUUUGGAAGACAGGACAUGCUUCAAAUGUAUGUGUUCAGAAUGGUCUUGUAUCGAUGUAUGCAAAAUGUGGUGCAAUAAGUGAUUCCAAAAAGGUCUUUUCUUCUAUGGCUGAGCCCGAUCUGGUUUCCUGGAAUUCGCUUAUUGCAGGGUGUGCCCAACAUGGCUAUGGCAGGAAGGCUGUAGAAUUGUUCGAACAAAUGAGACAAAUUGGAGUUAGACGAGACCGUACUACCUUUCUGUCGGUGCUCACAGCUUGUAGCCAUGCUGGGCUUGUGGAGAAGGGUCUUGAAUUUUUCUAUUUGAUGAAAGACGGUGACUCACCAGUUGUUGCAGGAUUGGAGCAUUAUGCUUGCGUGGUUGAUCUUCUUGGUCGGGCAGGUUAUCUUCAUGAAGCAGAAACUUUUGUCAAUAAUAUGCCUAUAAAGCCAAGCCUUUCGGUCUACAGGGCUCUUCUCAGUGCAUGCCGAAUUCAUGGGAAUGUGGAGAUAGCCAAACGUGCUGCAGAGAGCCUCUUUGAGCUAUGCCCAAAUGAUCAUUCUACUCAUGUUUUGCUCUCAAAUGUCUUUGCAGCUGAUGGUUGUUGGGACAAGGCAACAGGUGUGCGGAAAACCAUGUUGGGAAAAGGAUUGAAGAAGAAGCCUGCCUGGACUUGGAUUGAGGAUCGAAUUCCUCUUGGUGCAUUGGAAGGAUUGGCAUGAUACUGCUGCUUUUGUACAUGACUCGUGGAAGAAUAUAUUGAUCUAAAAUGUGCUGACUGACUAUUUUGCAUAGGAAAGAUAGAUGGAUCUGACUGAAGGCUGAUCAAAUGAGAUAAGCAUUAAUUUUGUGAAUUUUUUUCAA
Molecule: messenger RNA, 2150 nt
Organism: Elaeis guineensis (African oil palm)
Lineage: Eukaryota; Viridiplantae; Streptophyta; Magnoliopsida; Arecales; Arecaceae
Product: pentatricopeptide repeat-containing protein At1g11290, chloroplastic
Biological process (GO): RNA modification
Molecular function (GO): RNA binding; protein binding
Source: RefSeq, a predicted model, not a curated record